GCCAAGUUUGCCGACUCCGCAUACAGCAUCGGAAUUACUGACUGCAGGCUGGUUGACUCUUUUCUUUGGAUCUGAUGCAAUGAGUGCUUUCACUCAUUUCUUGAAUCCUUCGAAGAUGGCUUGGAAGAAUUAUUAUUUUGCCGUCUAAUUAAAAACGCCUAUUUGAAUAUUCGGUACGGUUUUUAGUAACUUGUUUUUUCACUGGUCACUGAAGCUGCACAGGACCAUGGAUCCUCCACCGACUUCAGAGAAAUCGCAUCUUAUCAACGAAAGUAAUGCCAAAGUAUACUCCUUAAAACUUAACAGUGAAUUCUCAGGUUCCAAAGAAAGUUGUCCAAACUUGCUUUUGGGAAAUGGCGACAUGGCUGGUGCUAUCGAGCUGAAGAGGCCCAUUGGAACUCAUUGCCAUGGAAAAAAAGCAGCAUUCAUUGAGAGCCAUGAGAAACUCAUAGCAAAGAAGAAACUGUUCAUCGCCUCCAUAGUCUGUCUGGUUUUCAUGAUUGGAGAAGUUACAGGUGGUUAUCUAGCACAUAGCCUGGCCAUUAUGACUGAUGCAGCCCACCUUCUGACUGAUUUUGGCAGUAUGAUGGUCAGUCUUUUUUCCUUGUGGAUCUCCUCAAGACCACCAACCAAGAUAAUGACCUUUGGCUGGCACCGAUCAGAGAUUCUGGGAGCCCUGAUAUCUGUGAUGUCCAUCUGGAUCGUAACUGGGGUGUUGGUGUACCUUGCCACUGAGAGGAUAGUAAAAAAUGAUUAUGAAAUUGAAGGCCAUGUGAUGCUCAUCACCUCAGGUUGUGCAGUCGUGGUCAACAUCAUAAUGGCCUAUAUUCUACACCAUUCCACGACCUUCCACAGUCAUGGUUCAGGCUACCACAAGAUUGAUGAGAAUGGGAUGAGCCCUGUGGGCCAUGGCCACUCCCACAGCCUCCUGGGUAAUCAUGGGAACACCAGUGUCAGAGCUGCAUUUAUUCAUGUUUUGGGGGAUCUCUUACAGAGCUUUGGAGUGAUGGUGGCUGCCAUCAUAAUCUACUUCAGGCCAGAAUACAAAGUAGCCGAUCCCAUUUGCACUUUCCUCUUCUCUGUGUUCGUCCUGGGCACUACCAUUACCAUCCUGAGAGAUGUCUUCCGCAUUCUCAUGGAGGGGGCCCCCAAAGCAAUAGAGUUUAAUUCAGUGAAGGAGGUGCUGCUAUCUCUGAAAGCAGUGAAGGCCUUGCACAGCCUGAAUAUAUGGGCUCUCAACAUUGGCCAGAGUCUGCUGUCUGUUCACAUAGCUAUUGAGGAGAAUGCUGACCCUCAUAGUGUCUUAAAGGAAGCCACUGAACUCCUUCAGGCCAAAUUUGGGUUUAACAGCACAACCAUUCAAGUGGAACCUUAUUGUGAGGACAUGAUCCACUGCGGCCAGUGCCAGGACCCUAUGGACUGAGUUGUCCAAGUGCACCGGUGAGAGGAGGAUGCCUGUAUAAAAUGUAUGCACACAUAUUAAGCUUCAUUGAGGGUCCAAUCCAGAAAUGGAAACACUGUGCAAAUCUAUCAUCUACAUAUCAUUACGAAUAUGUACAUGCCAAAUGCAUUUCUAUUGAUUACCAAAAAAAAAAAGAAAAAAUAUUUCACACUGUGCUAUCUUAAAAGUGCAUCUUCAGCAUCAAAAAUGCAUCGGUUUAUGGAAGGAAUAGCUUUAAAAUGAAGUGGUGAUGUUAAGCUUAACAUACUGUAUGCAAAGAUAAACUGAACUGAGUGGCAGCACAUAAAUAUGAGGCCUGGAGGCAUCACUGUGAGCCUUUUUAUUGUGACUUUGCUUUAAGUUAUGCUUGGCCGGUUGGCAUCGUACAUUACAGCAGAAGUGUACUGUAAUUGCCCAUGGUCUUGGGAGAGUAAAAGAUGGGUAUUGAUGUGACUUCCUUAAAAACAAUUAAAUGGGGUUUAUUAUGCCCCAUCCAGCCUUGCGUCUGCUGUCAGCUUGGUUCUCUAAUCAAUGUGAAUGUCCACCAAACUGCGGCAUGAUGUUGUAGGGCUUAAAAAGAGAUUAUGGUCAAGUGUAAUUAUGGAUUUUGUUGGCAAUCUCUUACUGUCUUGUCUAAUGGUACAAUACUAUUUGCAAAAGCAGGCAAGUGAUUAACUAUAUUCUUCCUCACUGGCUGCGAUAGUGAAGGUGCUGUUGUGGUUUUCAUGUGGUUUUUAAAGAACAGUGGAAAUAAAAUGGCUGAUGAAGGAAACAACGAAGAGUGAUAUUAAAGGUGAAGUGUGUAA
Messenger RNA from Carassius carassius (crucian carp), 2247 nucleotides. Its product is annotated as proton-coupled zinc antiporter SLC30A2-like. Gene Ontology annotation, cellular component: plasma membrane. Gene Ontology annotation, molecular function: zinc ion transmembrane transporter activity. Bases 227 to 1423 code for a protein of 398 amino acids. The record is from RefSeq and is a predicted model, not a curated record. Gene Ontology annotation, biological process: zinc ion transmembrane transport; response to zinc ion. The transcript is spliced from 8 exons. NCBI's taxonomy places the organism in Eukaryota, Metazoa, Chordata, Actinopteri, Cypriniformes, Cyprinidae.